AUGACGAAAGGAAGUGAAUAUGUUCGUACCUGGAAUGAGGAGGCCGACCUCUCGAAAUAUCUGAGCAAUGAAACAAGAAAGUUCUUGGUCGAAUACACAAAGAUACAGCCAAGGACUAUGGAAAAGCAUAUCAUACACAUUGUCAGUAACAUUUCAGCGAUGGUUGGGAAGACGAUAACCUUAUACCACCAACAGGCUAAGAGAGCAUUUGAAAUCGAAAGCUACCCCUGCUUUCAGAAGUUCAUGUUUCUACACUUCGAUCUCUACCACUCUCCCAGCUACCAGCUAAUCCUGGAGCAGACCAAAGCCGGUAAUUUGUUUCUGGAUUUGGGCUGCGGACUUGGUCAAGACAUACGCCGCCUAGUGUAUGAUGGAGCACCAUCGGAAAACCUGAUCGGGCUGGAGUUGCGACAAGCCUUUGUUAAUCUGGGACAUGAUCUGUUCCAGGAUAAAUCAGAUCUCAAAUCUAAGUUCUUGGUGCAGAGCUUCUUUGCAGACACGCCCGAGCUCAUGAGCCUGGCGAAGAGAGUGAAAGUCAUCAAUUCUGGAAUGUUUAUGCAUUUGUGGGAUUGGGAGAAACAAUCCGAGGUAGCAAAGCGCAUGAUCUAUCUUCUGGCUCCAGAGAAAGGAGCAAUCAUUACCGGUCUUCACUUUGGCAGUCGAUCUGCUGGCAUGUGGGAGGCUGUGAAGGAAAGUCCGAUGUUCGUGCACAGUCCAGAAACAUUGAAAGAUCUCUGGAGGCAAUGUGCACAAGAGACAGGAACCUUCUGGGAGUUCCAGUGCGUUGUUGAAGAAGUUGACUAUUGCCAGGAUCUCGAUUCUGAGGCUUGUAAUUUGAGAUGGACGGCGGAGAGACUAUGA
Aspergillus viridinutans is the source of this 861-nucleotide messenger RNA. RefSeq lists its product as uncharacterized. The coding region runs from base 1 to 861 and encodes 286 amino acids. The record is from RefSeq and is a predicted model, not a curated record. NCBI's taxonomy places the organism in Eukaryota, Fungi, Ascomycota, Eurotiomycetes, Eurotiales, Aspergillaceae. The transcript has a single exon.